AUGGUGACAGAUAUGAUUAAUGACUCAUUAGAUAGAACGGGUGGUUCUGUUUCGUCUUCGGAAGUAGAUAAGUUGAUGGAAGAAAUACAGUCUGAAGUUAAUUUAGAUAAUAAAUCUGCUGAAUUAGGUAAACGAAAAGAUCGAGAAAUAGAAGCUAGAUUUAAUAAAUUAAAAAAAGAUCCGACUCCAACUGUGGAAGGUCCAAUUCCAACUGUAGACGAUUUGCGAGAAACACUGAAAAAAUUAAAAGAAGAUGAGAAAAAAAUACUUCAGUCAACAAAACCAAUAGAAUUAGGUUCGUUGAAAUUUGAUGGCAUAGUUAUGGAUUUAGGGGUUUCUUCUAUGCAACUUGAUUCUGGAGAUAGAGGGUUUUCCUUUACUCAUGAUGGUCCACUUGAUAUGAGGAUGAGCAGUACGGGAUAUAGUGCUGUAGAUUUUAUAAAUAAGGCUGAUGAACAAGAAAUAGCUGAUGUGAUUUAUAAAUAUGGUGAUGAAUCUUAUUCUCGAAGAAUCGCUAAAAAUAUUAUAGAACACAGGUUAUUAGAGCCUAUUACCAAUACAGCAAAAUUUGCCCAUAUUGUUCGUAGUAGUAUAGGUUUUCGCAAAGGUAAAAUUGAUACCGCUACUAAGACUUUUCAAGCAAUUCGUAUUUACAUCAAUGAUGAAUUGGGGCAAUUAGAAAGGUUUCUAAGUAAUAGCAAGAAUAUUUUAGCACAAAAUGGUCGCCUAGUAAUUGUCUCAUUUCAUUCAUUAGAAGAUCGAAUUGUUAAAAAUUUUUUAAAAGCAAAUUCUGCUAAAUUAGUUGCUAGGUCUAAAUAUGCGGCAAAAAUUGUAGCUGAAGAAAAUUCUAAGGAAUUGCUUAAAAUUCUUACAAAAAAACCAAUUAUGAUUGAUGCAACUAUUGUGAGAGCACAUGCUUGCUCAUCUGGAUAUAUCAAAGGUAAUCAAGAAGAAGCGGCUUUAGGUAGAAGCAGAGGUGGUUUUAGUACUAAAAUUCAUGCCCUUGUUGAUGCCCUUGGUAAUCCAUUCAAGUUUAUACUAACUGCGCUGAGAUUUUAA
Molecule: messenger RNA, 1059 nt
Organism: Uloborus diversus
Lineage: Eukaryota; Metazoa; Arthropoda; Arachnida; Araneae; Uloboridae
Product: ribosomal RNA small subunit methyltransferase H-like
Exons: 2
Coding region: 1-1059 (352 amino acids)
Biological process (GO): rRNA base methylation
Molecular function (GO): rRNA (cytosine-N4-)-methyltransferase activity
Source: RefSeq, a predicted model, not a curated record